AUGCCGAUUAACGUUAAGAUUUCCCUGUGCAAAAUCACAAGGGCCAGUAAGCUCUUUCAACGCAAUUACUAUUUGCCUUUACUGAAACCUCUAUCGCCUAAAGAUGCUUUACGAAGAAAAAUCAUUACCGGCGAGAAUGUUUUGGGCAACAGAAUUGAACAUUACAUUCCUGUGCUUAAGCCUCAUGAAGAAAAAGUCUCCGAAAAGAAAAAAAGAGGCAAAGGGGUUCCAGUUAUUAAAAAGAAAAUCAAACGAACUGAAAACAUGCGCUACGUAGAACCAUUCCUUGAUGACAACAUGGAUGGACAUGGAAAAAUCAAAGGGAUUCUGGCAAGAAAACCCAAGGGACGUGGCCAGUACUAUGUUUACGAAAUAAUUGACAAAAACUGCAACCUUGUAGUAAACUACCAAAUGGAAAAGGCCAUUAAAGACAAAGACAUUAUGGACAUAACCAUUGCCCAACGAAGCGAAAAAAUCGUCCUCAAACUAGCGAACGGCCUCAAAGUAACCGUACCUGUGGCGCCCUUCAAUGACAACGUGACACUUUAUCGUGGCUCGGGCUGGACCAAAGAACACAUCGAGCAAGAGCAUCAUCAUGGCAAAGAAACAUUUCAAAUGGCCAAACUUUUCGAAGCCAAAGAAUCUGGAGUGGAAGAAUGGGAAUUGGAAAUGAUGCGAAUGGCGAAUAAACGCAAGAAGAAGGUCAAGGGCGAAGACAAUAUGGAUUGGAAAGCUAUGAUGAGUGGCUGCGUGGAAGAUAUGGAUUGGGAUAAGUUUGAAGAAGAUACCAAGCAAAUUGUCGAGGAACAACAGGAAACUGUCGAAGAAGAGAAUAUUCCCAUGGAGGUAGACGAUAUGGAAAAAACCAGAAAUGUGAAUGAAAAACUUAAGCUCGGUGGUACCGUUGUCCUAGAACAGCUACCCACAAUGCUCGAAAUUCCGAAAGUCAUUAAAAACAUGGAAAAUGGCGAAAUGGAAGAAAUGCUCAACGUCUCAGGCGCACGAGUCCAAAUACCUGGCAGAUCGUGCUUUGUACCUGGACAAAUCGUCAAAACCGACGAAAACGAAAUAUUCGUUCCAGGACAAACCAUUGAAAGUGAGGAUGGUUCCUCAGAAUACACCCCAGGUAUCACGGUGUUACUGGAAGGGGAACCCACCCUAAUUCCAGGCCUGGUUAUGGGCGAAGAACAAAGUACACCGAUGUUUUUGCCAGGCGAAUCCACAAUUACAGAGGAAGGUCAACUCAAGUUCGAAGCGACGAACGAGGACCUCCCACCAGAACGACGUCGUCGUGAGUUAACUCCCAGUCCCCCUCCAGCUCCCAAGCCAAAGCCAAGAGUAAUCAACGAUGAGGACAUAGUCAUUAAACGUCGUAACUUUGACGAACCUUCAGAACCGCUAAUCAAGGAACGCGUCAAAAAAAGACCAGUAAUCGAUAUGAGGCCUAGAGAACCUACACCUCCAAGGGAGUUUAGGCCACGGAGGGCUUCCAUCGAGGAUCCAUUGAAGAUACUUGAAGAGCAACGCAGACUGAGAGAGGAAGAAGAGAGGAAACGCAUGAAGGAGCGGAUGGAAGAGAAGGUGCUCAAAGAAGAAACCAAAGUAAUGAAGCUGCGUAUGGAAAUCAGGAAAAAGUGCAAAGAAAUGAAAAUUGAGAAGCCACCCAAGUACGAACCGAUAACGCCAGUGAAGAAGAGCGCCAAGCUAGAGGAAUUGGAGUUGAGCAUCAAGAAGGGGACGUUCUUCGACGACGACAAGACCAAAGAAAUUAUUGAGAGAGCCAAGACCCAAACGAGAUUGUUGAAGUAUCAGAAAGUUCUCAACUCUUACACGUCCGAAUUUGAUUUCAGAAGACAUUAA
Molecule: messenger RNA, 1860 nt
Organism: Ceutorhynchus assimilis (cabbage seed weevil)
Lineage: Eukaryota; Metazoa; Arthropoda; Insecta; Coleoptera; Curculionidae
Source: the annotation of a GenBank genome assembly